AGAUCCACCAUGUUGAUGCAUAAGUUUUUUUCAACACUGUUUAUUCUUGUCAACUCUCGUCCUCUCCUCAAAAUUCAUCGCUCUCACUCUCCCUCGCUUCGGCUCUCUCUCAAUAUCUUAUCGUUUUCCGAUAAGAUAUCCUCCCGCCCCAAGAAAAGAGUAACUCAACAUUAGUUGGACAAAUCAAAGAUGAUUUGACGAAAAUUUCAAAACUUUAUAAAUGCAAUGAUUAAACAUAAAAUGUUUUCAGUUUGGUUCGGAUAUUCGUCGGUGGAGGUGGUGGUGUUGAGAAAAAAACAUUAUGGCAAUCUUCAUGAUAUUAUUAUAUAUUCUCUUGGCCCUCAUAGCCUAUGUGGUGAUAUCGUUUCGCAAACGUUCAAGUUAUUGGAAAAGUCAGGGAAUAACCAAUGAGGAGCCCCAUCCCCUGCUGGGUAAUAUGGUGGGUUUGGGUAAAAGCAAAAGUUUCGGCGAUGUCUGGCAGGAAUACUAUGAAAAGUUCAAGGGCAGCGGUCCCUUUUUGGGUUUCUAUUUUUUCCACCGACCAUCGGCUUUUCUAUUGGAUCCGGCUUUAAUUAAAAAUGUGCUGAUUAAGGAUUUUAAUAAAUUUACCGAUCGUGGGUUCUUCCACAAUCCCAAGGAUGACCCGUUGUCGGGACAGCUGUUCCUGAUCGAUGGCAACAAGUGGAGGCGUAUGAGGAAUAAGUUAUCACCCACCUUUACCUCGGGUAAAAUGCGGUUUAUGUUUCCCAUUGUCACCCAGAUUUGUGAGGAAUUUGUGGAGGUUUUGGCAAAGGCGGCGGAAGAAAAUCCCGUUGUGGAAAUGCGUGAAAUGUUGGCCCGUUUCACCACCGAUGUGAUAGGGUCCUGUGCCUUUGGCAUUGAAUGCAAUAGCCUGAAAAAUCCCAAUGCCAUAUUUCGGGUAUAUGGGCGCAAGGGCCUGGAGGAGCAACGUCACGGCCGUUUGGUUAUGGCCUUCAUGAAUAGUUUUCCCGAAUUGUCCAAAGCAUUGAAAAUGAAACUCUUCCCCGAGGAUGUCAUCCAGUUCUUUUUGCGUAUAGUCCGGGAGACAGUGGAAUAUCGAGAGAAGAAUAAUGUGAGGAGAAAUGAUUUCAUGGAUAUGUUAAUCGAUUUGAAGAACAAGAAGUUAAUUAAGUCGGAACAUGGUGAUGAUUUGACAAAUUUAACGAUGGAAGAGAUAACGGCCCAGGCUCAUGUUUUCUUCAAUGCCGGCUUUGAAACCUCCUCGACGACAAUGGGUUUUGCCCUCUAUGAAUUGGCCCAGAAUCAGGAAAUGCAGGAUCGGGUGCGUCAGGAGAUUCGUGAUAUGUAUGAAAAAUGGGAGAAUAAAUUUUCGUAUGAAAGUAUGAAGGAUAUGCCUUAUUUGGAGCAAAUUAUUGCAGAAACCCUUCGCAUGUACACCGUCGUUCCCGUGCUCAAUCGCCAAGCCCUCGAGGACUAUGUGGUGCCGGGGAACCCCAAAUACGUGAUCAAAAAAGGCAUGCCGGUUCUCAUUCCCGUUGUGGGCAUUCAUCACGAUGAACGUUACUACCCCGAGCCGCAUAAAUUUAAUCCCGACAACUUUGCCCCCGAAUUGGUGGCUCAACGUGAUUCCAUUCUUUAUAUGCCCUUUGGCGAGGGGCCACGUAACUGUAUUGGUAUGCGUUUCGGCAAAAUGCAGACUACAGUUGGUCUGGCGAUGUUAUUGAAAAAUUUCAAAUUUUCUGUAUGCUCGGAAACUCAAAUUCCGCUGCAGUAUGAUAAGAAGAGUUUCCUGAUUAGCUCGGAGAGGGGUAUAACGCUCAGGGUGACGAGGAUUUGAGUAGAGACGUUUCAAGUCAUACCCCUGUCAGUAACAUGAUAUCGAUAAUUUGCCAGCAAUAAUCACUCUUUAUUAGUCGUUUAGUUAAUAGUGACGUCACAACCAGUUUGCUGUGUAAUGCCAUGUUCGACAACUGCAACAACAACACCAAAAAUUUCAAUACUGUUCUAGCUAUAAAUAUCAAUAACCAAAGAUAAUUAUAGGUUUCCGUAUUUCCUCUAAGAUUUUAAUAUUUUUAGACAAUGUAUGAACGUUUUUUUUUUCACAUAACAAUAAAAAAAUACAACAACAAAGACAAUAAUAAUUGUUUAUAAACAA
Messenger RNA from Musca domestica (house fly), 2137 nucleotides. Its product is annotated as cytochrome P450 6a9-like. Gene Ontology annotation, molecular function: iron ion binding; oxidoreductase activity, acting on paired donors, with incorporation or reduction of molecular oxygen; heme binding. NCBI's taxonomy places the organism in Eukaryota, Metazoa, Arthropoda, Insecta, Diptera, Muscidae. The record is from RefSeq and is a predicted model, not a curated record. The coding region runs from base 302 to 1819 and encodes 505 amino acids. The transcript has 2 exons.